Messenger RNA from Fomitopsis serialis, 976 nucleotides. RefSeq names its product Emopamil-binding protein. Gene Ontology annotation, molecular function: cholestenol delta-isomerase activity. NCBI's taxonomy places the organism in Eukaryota, Fungi, Basidiomycota, Agaricomycetes, Polyporales, Fomitopsidaceae. Gene Ontology annotation, cellular component: endoplasmic reticulum; membrane. The coding region runs from base 78 to 713 and encodes 211 amino acids. The transcript is spliced from 6 exons. The record is from RefSeq and is a predicted model, not a curated record. Gene Ontology annotation, biological process: sterol metabolic process.
CAGCAACGACCACUCCCAGGGCCCACGCCUCCUUCGCGCCCAACCACCCCCUCUCCUAGGCACAUCGCAUAGUCGUCAUGUCCAGCGCCGCUGAGACCCUCCCCGUCUUCACCGAGACUUCCGCAUACUCGCUCGGCUUCGUGGCGGUCGUCGGCCUCGCCGCGUACUUCUCGUCCAAGAAGUACCUCCCCGCAACCGCAAGCCAGCAAGACAAGUUCACUUGGAUAUGGCUGGCUUUCGACGCUAUGAUCCACUUCACGUUCGAGGGCUCGUUCCUUUGGCUGUCAACUUUCGGGCGCCAGGUUAACACCAGCGAGGGUCCCUUCGCGGAGCUAUGGAAGGAAUAUACCAGGGCUGACGCUCGCUGGGGCUUCUCGGACCCGACAGUCGUCUCACUCGAGAUUCUGACAGUGCUCGGUGCCGGCCCGCUAUGCUGCUACAUCCUCACGCAGCUCGCCCGGAACGAUCCCGCCCGACACUAUUGGAUUGUCGUCCUCAGUACCGCGGAGCUCUACGGAGGGUGGAUGACAUUCUGUCCAGAAUGGCUCACCGGGAAUCAGUACCUGAACACCGACAACAUCCUUCAUUUCUGGGUCUACCUCGUCUUCAUGAAUGUUAUCUGGGUGGUCAUCCCCGUCUGGCUCAUGAUUGACUCCUAUGGGCACAUUGCCAAGUCGUUGCGCACGGUUCACGCCAAGACCAAGCAGCAGUAGGGGGGUCGCACCGUCUGGACACUCCGGUGGAAACCAAGUCAAAAUGAGCUGUGCAUUGAUUGAUAUUCCAACGUUACUCACGCUCUGGUAUACCUGUGAUACUUGCUUACGGAUCGCUGGGUGCUCUCCGAUAUUGCUCUAUCUAUCUCGCUGUCUUGUCUUAGCUAGCACACUCAAUGAACGCGCGAUUGGAUCAACAUUACAUGUAUUAUAGACGUACGACGCAGAUACCACAGCUCAACAAAGCACGAUCAACACAAAAC